ACUCUGAGUCGGCGCUGCCGUCGGUAGUGCAGAUACCAAAAGGCUCCCAAGCCAGCCAAGACGAUGAGCAGGAUCCCAGAGGGCAUGGGCUAGGAAGCAAGGCUGCUCUGAGUUCCCUUCCUGCUACUCUGGCCUCAGGCAACAAACACUAAGGCUUUCUCAGAGCAUCUGUUUAUUGCUUUGCGGAAUGGGAACAUGAGCCCUACCAGUCUAUCAUGAAAACUCACUGAGAUCUGAGUAAGGAGCCAUGGCUCCGGCCUGUCAUCUCAGCUGUUUGGGAGGCUGAAGCUGAAGUCUGACGGUGAAUUCAAGGUCAGCCUGGGAUGACGCGGCACGGCAAGAACUGCACUGCAGGGGCUGUCUACACCUACCACGAGAAGAAGAAGGACACAGCGGCCUCAGGCUAUGGGACCCAGAACAUUCGACUGAGCCGGGAUGCUGUGAAGGACUUUGACUGCUGCUGUCUCUCGCUGCAGCCCUGUCACGAUCCUGUGGUCACCCCAGAUGGCUACCUCUAUGAACGGGAGGCAAUCCUGGAGUACAUCCUACACCAGAAGAAAGAGAUUGCCCGGCAGAUGAAGGCCUAUGAGAAGCAGCGAGGAGCCCGCAGGGAAGAGCAGAGACAGCUCCAGCGAGCAGCAGCCGAGGACCAAGCUCGAGGCUUCCUGGAGAAGGAGGCAGCCAUCGUGAGCAGGCCCCUCAACCCCUUCAUGCCCAAGGCUGCCACCUUACCCAACACAGAUGGUGAGCAGCCAGGGCCCAGCACGGGUCCCCCAGGGAACGAGAAGGAUAAAGUGCUGCCCAGCUUCUGGAUUCCCUCCCUUACGCCCGAGGCAAAGGCCACGAAGCUGGAAAAACCAUCCCGCACGGUGACCUGCCCAAUGUCUGGGAAGCCACUGCGCAUGUCCGACCUGACGCCAGUGCGCUUCACGCAGCUGGACGAGUCCGUGGACCGCGUGGGGCUCAUCACACGCAGUGAGCGCUACGUGUGUGCAGUGACCCGAGACAGCUUGAGCAACGCCACACCGUGCGCAGUGCUGCGGCCCUCUGGGGCUGUGGUCACUCUGGAGUGUGUGGAGAAACUGAUUCGGAAAGACAUGGUGGACCCCGUGAAUGGGGACACGCUGACAGAGCGUGACAUCAUCGUGCUGCAGCGGGGCGGGACAGGCUUUGCAGGCUCAGGAGUGAAGCUGCAGGCGGAAAUGUCCCGGCCAGUGAUGCAGGCCUGAGCUAUGACCUAAUAAACCUGCCUGUGAACCGAC
Microtus ochrogaster (prairie vole) is the source of this 1262-nucleotide messenger RNA. It is a transcript of the gene Nosip, whose product is annotated as nitric oxide synthase interacting protein. The record is from RefSeq and is a predicted model, not a curated record. Gene Ontology annotation, molecular function: ubiquitin protein ligase activity. The coding region runs from base 324 to 1229 and encodes 301 amino acids. Gene Ontology annotation, cellular component: nucleus. The transcript has 9 exons. Lineage: Eukaryota; Metazoa; Chordata; Mammalia; Rodentia; Cricetidae.